GGAGCCGCGGAGCGGGGACGAGCCUUCAGUGGGAGCCUCUCGGUUUCCACUACAGUCAUGUGACACAUAGUAGAACUCCGUGGGAGCGGAGCGGACGGUCGGACCGCAGCGCUGCGUGGAUAGGUGAACCCCGUGCGGAUAAACGGCUGCUUCUCCGACCCAGAGGUGACGCAGAGCCCACGGAGUCUCCCCGGACCCGGACCCUGACCACGAAAUCCGGCAUCCAGCCUGGACACCUCUGGAUUGUUUCCUGUACGGCUUUGAGGUUCUCAUUGGAGUGGGGAGGGUGACCUUGGUUACUGUAGUUUAUUUGGUCUACCCAUCUCCACUGCCAAGGACAAGUUCUCUCGGAUCUGUGUAAACAGACUGCAGAAUCGAGCCAGAGGAGGCAGUUUGGCCAGGGAUGGUGGAUAACUCUCCAGCGAGCAGAGAGACUUCCCUUCCACUCAGCUGUUCUCUACGUGCCUAUAGCCCACUAGACAUGGUGUCGGACCUCGGCUCCUACCAGGUGAUCCCGUCACCGUUUUCAGACGACGAUGUGAGCGUGCUAUCCAGUCCUCGCUCCUGCUCCAGCCCAGAUUCGCCGGAGCUCAGCUCCAGCUGUGGAAGCAGCUCCAGCGCUGAAAGCCAGGACAGCAUCCUGGACCACCUGCUGUCCCAGACCUCCUUAGGAAGUGCUGGCAGAGUUUCUGCCGCACCCGAGCCACUAAACGCCUUCCAGUGGGACUCGAGGGGAGACGAGCCGUCCAAAGACAAGCCGGCGGAGGAGGAAGACUUUAACUUUCUCACUUGGUCAAAUGUGGAGACAGCAGAACAGCUUUUAGGGUCGUUCCAUCCGACACUGGAGGAGAUUGAAGAAUUCCUUGAGGAGAAUAUGGAGAUGGUGACGGUGAAGCAGGAAGGGUUUGACGUUGGACCAGAGGAGACUUUUGGUUUAGAUGGGGGUCUGGAGUGUUGCAGGGCGUCCACUUCUGAGCUCAAGUUGGAGCCAGAUGCCAAGCAUUCAGACCAAACUGUCCCCACUGCCGGCACCUCUGGUCCAGCCACGGCGGCCUUGCCCAUCAGCAAAGCAUCAUCGGCCAACCCAAUGCACGAAUCUGUCGCAGGGGCCAAGAAAACCUCAACCAACAAACCGUCAUUAGAAGACAGGUCCACAAGCAGCAGCGGGACGCCCGUCGUCGUCCAGAUUCAGCCCAUCCGGGUGAAGCAGGAGCCCACGCUGACCCCGGUUACUCCGGCAGCCCAGCCCUCAGAGCCUGGCCUCGUCUCAGACAUCAAAAUUGCACAACUGCUGGUCAACAUCCAGGGACAGACUUUUGCCCUGGUGCCCCACAUCAUGCCAUCCCCCAGCCUCAGUGUCUCCAAGUUCGUACGGAUUGCGCCAGUCCCCAUUGCAGCCAAGCCCCUCGGGCUGGGGGAGAGCGCUGCCAGCCAGGCGUCAGCCAUUCUCAUUGGAGGUCAAAGGUUCCAGAAGAAUCCCGUCGCAGAUCUCAUUAAAAUGCACAAGUGCUCUUUUCCUGGCUGCAACAAGAUGUACACAAAAAGCAGCCACCUGAAGGCCCACCUGAGGAGGCACACCGGGGAAAAGCCGUUCGCCUGCAACUGGCAGGGCUGCGGAUGGAGGUUUUCUCGGUCUGAUGAGCUGUCCCGUCACAGGAGAUCCCAUUCGGGCGUCAAACCCUACCAAUGCCCCGUGUGUGAGAAGAAGUUUGCCCGCAGUGACCACCUGUCAAAACACAUCAAAGUCCACCGCUUUCCACGAAGCGGCCGGACAGUUCGUUCGGCCAACUGACUCUUCCGUGUACUUCCAGGGAUCGCAGGGGAGGAUCGGCUCCUCAAAGUAACACCACAGAAGUAUUGUAAGGACGCGUGCGUACAUGAGCCUCAAAACCUUUCUCUACAUCGGAACUGUCUGGGAUUUGCUGUAAUCAACCGGAAACCCAGGGACAGCCGAGUCCAGUAACCCCUCCAGUAGUUUGAAACAAGCCACCAUUGCAUAGUUUCUCUGGAACAACUGUGUCUGCACUGAUAUUUUGUUCUGUCUGUUCUGUCAUCAGAAGAUACGGUAAGCUUGUUUUCAUUUAGUCCUGAUGAUGCCAGCAGGGCCUGCGAGGCCUUCACUGCAGGCCUAAACACCUUUAGGAUCCCUACAACCUAAAUUAUAUAUUCAAUUGAGUGUCAUUGAUUUACUUCCAAUAGUAAGUACUGGAAGUAAACACUUCCAAUACUUGUAACUAUUCUCUUGGCUCCGCUGCUUCCUGCACAUGUGUAGGUGGAUUCUUGAUGUUUCACCCAAUCAGAUUUCAGUCUUUAUGUGUUGCCAGGGUCAAUCUAAUCGGCCUUCAGAAUCAGUAGAGCAGGCCCACUUUCAGUCAAACGGUUCAUCAACUUUCAGAUUCGCCAUAUAGAAAGCCCCCAGUGACGUCAGAAGUUUUCCGGUCUUUGAUUGGACGGUCAGAUGGACCGCAAUAAGCCCCAAGUUUUCCAUACAUGCUAGGCUACGUGAUGAUGGAGCAUUUUCUCCAUGGUUACUAAUGGUUAGACGCAUACCUUCUCCAUAAUCCUAUAUUUGAUAUUUUUGUAAUCAUACUUACUUAUAAGGUAUAUGAACGUUAAUCUUCUUACCUUGUAAAAAGCAUUUUCUGUAAAUCCGCGGUUACACCGACGGCUGCCGGUCAUUAUGAUUGACGGCUGAUAUCCAUCACCGCCAUAUAUUUCCUCAUUAAUAGUUGUACAAUAAAUUGACAAGUUUGGUUUCUAUCCUUAUCUGUUUAUACAACGCAGCAUCUUUUGACAAUUUUUAAAGUGAAAUCAACUAAAUAACAGCGAUAAUAGGUUACAGAUGUCUGCUUUUUGACAGGCUUUACAGAAACGUUUAGGUUGUUUUGACGUCUGUCACGGCGGAGUGGGCCGAGGUCUGAACAGCGUGACGUCAUGUGCAACUGUAACAUUAUCCCGCGGCGGAUUUAAAUGGUAAACUCCCUCUGAAGGCCCAGAAACCAAAUGCCACUGGGAUUAUGUGGCUAAAAGUCAUGUCUAGUCUGACUUCUAGUUUUUUCUGAGCUGAUUUAGACAUUCCAUCUCUGACAGAAUCUUUGGAUCCCGACUCAAAUCAAGAAAUUUUAGCUAAGUACAUGCUGAUUGUCUUCAGUAUACGUCAAAGUUCAAACCUUACAACAGAUUUCUGUCAGAGAGCAAAAUCUAGCUCAGAAAGUGUGUGUUUUCUUUCAUUUUUUCGCCAGACAUUUUAUUCCCCCACUCUGACAUUAAGCAUCAGAGGUGGACAUGUUGUCACGGCGAUACACUGCACAAAUAACUGCAAAAAUACACAGCAAAAAUAAAAACAAGUUUCAGAGUGAAAUAUAAGACCAUCAUUAGUAUUUAGGGCCUGUACAGCCUUCCGUAUAUCUCACAUGUAGAUGUAGAUGCAGUCUUAAGAUGACAAUCUUCCAAAAAAAAAAAAAAGUCCAGGCAGUAUGACUCACAAAAUAACCAAGGAGGUAGAGGUCUUGAUAAUUAGAUGUAACUCCAAUGGGCAGCUGUCACCUUUUGUAUGUAAAGAUCUUAGUGACUAUUUCGAACAUUUCAAUAUGACUGAAUGCCUCAAUAUGUGAGCUAUUUCACAAAUGACAAAAACCUGCCUCAACUCUACCUUGUAUGUUAACUGCAAACACCUCGAUAGCCUUGCAACUCAGCUAGCAAGAAUAUUUUGUCACUACAAACGCUGAAGUUCACACUUCACACCUGCCUACUGAGCUGCCAGCAGAGGGAACUUGCAGGUAAUUCAGUGACAAUGUCUCUGUUACGGAGUCCCUCCUUACUGCCUGUAAAUAUUAAGGGCUUCCAUCUGCUGUGUGUGACGUAAUAUCAGCAGAUAUACAAUAUGGUACAUCAUUCCAUUGAUUCAGCUUUUGAGUUUGUAAUGCUUGUGUGAACAGAGAGGCAUUUGCAUCCUAUGAUUGUAUGUACAUAUGCAGGACUUGUUCAUCGUUGCAUCAGUGCAACACCACAGAGACUGCUCCGACAGCACAUCCUGCUCAUCCACAUAAAUGGCUGUAAACAUUUCUAGUUGUCUGUAAAGUUGCCUGUACAUAAAUUAGUACAUAUGGAUAUAUAUGUAUAUAUUUUUUUCCUUUGUUCUCUAUUCAUCUACAAAUAAAACCUUUCCAGUAA
This is a messenger RNA of Xiphophorus couchianus (Monterrey platyfish), 4173 nucleotides long. It is a transcript of the gene klf15, whose product is annotated as Kruppel like factor 15. Gene Ontology annotation, biological process: regulation of transcription by RNA polymerase II. The transcript is spliced from 3 exons. The record is from RefSeq and is a predicted model, not a curated record. Gene Ontology annotation, molecular function: DNA-binding transcription factor activity, RNA polymerase II-specific; RNA polymerase II cis-regulatory region sequence-specific DNA binding. The coding region runs from base 404 to 1792 and encodes 462 amino acids. Lineage: Eukaryota; Metazoa; Chordata; Actinopteri; Cyprinodontiformes; Poeciliidae.